Messenger RNA from Osmerus eperlanus (European smelt), 1116 nucleotides. RefSeq names its product sporozoite surface protein 2-like. The record is from RefSeq and is a predicted model, not a curated record. Bases 172 to 1116 code for a protein of 314 amino acids. Lineage: Eukaryota; Metazoa; Chordata; Actinopteri; Osmeriformes; Osmeridae. The transcript is spliced from 3 exons.
CUCGCGUGAAGGAGCCGCUUGACAGCUGUUGCAGGAUCCCACAGCAGAGAGGUUGUUGCAACAGUCCUGGAUACAGUAAUCGGAUGACAGAAAGACUAAAAGUGUGAAAUGUGAAGACAAGUUUCCACGGUAACACAGGGUGUGGGUUUGAGGAGGCUCCCCCAGACCUUGAUGGAGUCCCUGACUGUGACACUGGACCCGACGCCCCCAAGACUGCAGAACCCCCGACGCCCCCAAGACUGCAGAACCCCCGACGCCCCCAAGACUGCAGAACCCCCGACGCCCCCAAGACUGCAGAACCCCCGACGCCCCCAAGACUGCAGAACCCCCGACGCCCCCAAGACUGCAGAACCCCCGACGCCCCCAAGACUGCAGAACCCCCGACGCCCCCAAGACUGCAGAACCCCCGACGCCCCCAAGACUGCAGAACCCCCGACGCCCCCAAGACUGCAGAACCCCCAACGCCCCCAAGACUGCAGAACCCCCAACGCCCCCAAGACUGCAGAACCCCCAACGCCCCCAAGACUGCAGAACCUCCGACGCCCCCAAGACUGCAGAACCCCCGACGCCCCCAAGACUGCAGAACCUCCGACGCCCCCAAGACUGCAGAACCUCCGACGCCCCCAAGACUGCAGAACCCCCAACGCCCCCAAGACUGCAGAACCCCCGACGCCCCCAAGACUGCAGAACCUCCGACGCCCCCAAGACUGCAGAACCUCCGACGCCCCCAAGACUGCAGAACCCCCGACGCCCCCAGGACUGCAGAACCCCCAACGCCCCCAGGACUGCAGAACCCCCAACGCCCCCAGGACUGCAGAACCCCCAACGCCCCCAAGACUGCAGAACCUCCGACGCCCCCAGGACUGCAGAACCCCCAACGCCCCCAAGACUGCAGAACCUCCGACGCCCCCAAGACUGCAGAACCCCCAACGCCCCCAGGACUGCAGAACCCCCAACGCCCCCAGGACUGCAGAACCCCCAACUCCCCCAGGACUGCAGAACCUCCGACGCCCCCAGGACUGCAGAACCCCCGAUGCCCCCAAAACUGCAGAACCUCCGACGCCCCCAAGACUGCAGAACCCAGAUCUCUUGUGUGAAGAUGCUUUGAAGAGUUGA